GGCGGCCAGUACGGAAAUGCGCUCCAAGCAGCAUCAUCUGGGGGUUAUGAAGCUAUCACGUGGCUGUUGCUGGAGAAGGGGGCCGACGUAAAUGCCAAAGGUGGCCAUUAUGGGAAUGCGCUCCAGGCGGCAUCCUCUAAUGGGCACAAGGCCAUCGUACAGCGGCUGCUAGAGAAGGGGGCCGAUGUGAAUGCCCAAGGUGGCUUUUAUGGCAAUGCACUACAGGCGGCGUCGUCUGGCGGUUAUGAAGGUAUCGUGCGGCUGCUACUUGAGAAGGGGGCCGACAUGAAUGUCCAGGGCGGCCUGUACAACAGUGCGCUCCAGGCGGCGUUGUCUGAUGAGCACGAAGCCAUUGUGCAACUGCUGCUUGAGAAAGGGGCUAUUUCGCCCGGUUCUAGCGAGGUGGGUCCACUAAGCACUAUAGUAGAAAACGCGAUACAGGUUGAGUUUUAGACUCGGAGUUUCUAUGGUCGUAACUCUUCGAAUACACAUGCAAAAGUAUGAUACAGACAAUGGAGUAUAAAUAUCGUAUACACUGCUAGUACACACAGG
Messenger RNA from Stereum hirsutum FP-91666 SS1, 552 nucleotides. RefSeq lists its product as uncharacterized. Bases 286 to 453 code for a protein of 55 amino acids. NCBI's taxonomy places the organism in Eukaryota, Fungi, Basidiomycota, Agaricomycetes, Russulales, Stereaceae. The transcript has 3 exons. The record is from RefSeq and is a predicted model, not a curated record.